This is a messenger RNA of Stegostoma tigrinum, 4058 nucleotides long. Its product is annotated as protein spire homolog 1-like. The record is from RefSeq and is a predicted model, not a curated record. Gene Ontology annotation, cellular component: cytoplasmic vesicle membrane; cell cortex. Gene Ontology annotation, biological process: cleavage furrow formation; establishment of meiotic spindle localization; polar body extrusion after meiotic divisions. The transcript has 18 exons. The coding region runs from base 253 to 2652 and encodes 799 amino acids. Lineage: Eukaryota; Metazoa; Chordata; Chondrichthyes; Orectolobiformes; Stegostomatidae. Gene Ontology annotation, molecular function: actin binding.
CAGAGACAGAGUCAUAUGAUUGGAUUUAAUCAGAAGCCGCUGGAAGAGGUUGGUUUAUGCAUGAGGAGCUGGCAUUGUGGCUGUGCUGCUGUAGAACAUUCCCUGUCACCGCGAUAAUGACAAUGAUGCAGAGGUUGGAGAAGACGGUGCCGGUUUUAUUCCCACUGCCGAUGGUGUAGAGAAGGUUUCGCUGCUGUUGUGUUCGGAUACACAUACAAACACAGACACCCAGAGCCUGUGUGUGUGCGGACCAUGGCAGAGCGAUGCUCCGGGAGCCCGGCCCCGGAAUGCGGUGCCCAGGCGGACUCUCAGGACCCGGAAUCCCAGGAGCUGUCCCUGGAGCAAAUCCUUAAACUGUACAACCAGCCGCUGAAUGAGGAGCAGGCUUGGGCCGUGUGCUACCAAUGUUGCAGCAGCCUGCAGCGCCAGCGGCGGCCCGGAGACACGCAGCUAUUCCCGGGCAGGCUGAGCGGAGCCAGGACUGUCAUUCUGCUGCGAGACGGCAACAUCAGCAUCAGGAGCGAGGAAGCAGGUAAAGGUGAAGCAACCCGAUUUACAGUAGCAGAGGUGAUCGAAUCUGUGGGAAUUCUUGUUUACAAAGCCUUGGACUGGGGCCUGAAGGAUAAUGAAGAGCGGGAACUCAGCCCACCAUUAGAACAGCUGAUUGGUCGAAUGACGAAUAUCCUGGAUGAGGCACUGGAGACCGAAGGAAACCUGGAUGAAGGAUAUGAUGCUCAGGAUGAAGAGGAAGAGCAAAAGGAGAUUACCAACAUAAGAAAUUUUAAACACGUAAUGAUGCUGUGCGCCGCUCACUUAACGACCCCAUCGGAAGCUCCAAACCAUUACCAGGCGGUGUGCCGGGCCCUGUUUGCCGAAUCUAUGGAGUUACGCACUUUCUUGGCCAAAAUUAAAAGUGCUAAAGAGAAUCUGAAGAAACUGCUGGAUAAUAAGGGUGAAAGCAGUCAACCUAACAUGGAACUUAAUGAGCUCAAUAACUUUGACUGGGCCUGCUUUUGGGUUCAAGUGAUGCGGGAUUUGAGGAAUGGUGUGAAGCUGAAGAAAGUGCAAGAGAGACAGUAUAACCCCCUGCCUAUUGAGUACCAGCUCACACCGUAUGAAAUGCUCAUGGAUGACAUCCGAUCCAGAAGGUACACGCUGCGGAAAGUCAUGGUCAAUGGUAACGUCCCUCCAAAACUGAAGAAAAGUGCCCACGAAAUGAUCCUGGACUUUAUUCGCUCGAGGCCUCCAUUAAACCCUGCAUCUGCGCGGAAACUCAAGCCACAUCCACCACGUCCUCGGAGUCUUCAUGAAAGAAUAUUAGAAGAAAUCAAAUCUGAGCGAAAGCUACGGCCAGUAUCACCCGAUAUGAUUAGACGUAGCAAACACGUAAUGAGGCCACUUAGCAUGUCUUGCAGUUUUGACUUGUCAGAUGUGACGACCCCAGAAAGGAGCAAAAAGACUUCUCCCCCUCCCAUUGCCAAUGGUGCAAUUAUGUCUCAAAUGACUGAGACUGAUGCCCAUACGUCACAAGUUCAAAGAAGAAAACUCCUGAAGGCACCUACGCUGGCAGAGAUAGACAGCUCUGACUCUGAGGAGGAGAAGAUUAAGAUGUUGAGAAGCAGUUCCAGUGGAUCAACAUUUAAAGUGGGAGACAGCUCCCCGGAGACUCCAAAUGGCAAAAAGACCCCUCCAAUGUUCCUGCCCAUCUCCUCAACUCCACAGCCUGAGCGAAGGAAGCAACCUCAGAGGCGACACUCCAUUGAGAAGGAAACGCCAACCAAUGUGCGUCAGUUUCUUCCGCCAUCCCGGCAGAGUUCCAAGUCUCUGGUGUCCAGGCUAAGCAGUUUAUUACCUUGGAUGAGCCACCAACUGUUUAUCCCCAGCAUGCAAACAGUCUCCAUGCUCAAUUCUUGCCCGCUGGAAGCCGCCAUGUUUGGUUUGGUGGGGGCUGUGUAUGUUCUGUGUGAGGGAGUCUUUACCAGCAGGUGGAAAACACCAAAGGAGGAGUUCUGUUACCCUGUGGAGUGUCUGGCACUGACAGUGGAGGAAGUGAUGCAUAUCAGACAGGUCUUAGUGAAAGCAGAACUAGAAAAGUACCAGCAGUACAAGGACGUCUACACUGCCCUGAAGAAAGGAAAGUUGUGUUUCUGCUGCCGAACAAAGAGAUUCUCGAUCUUCACCUGGUCAUACACUUGCCAAUUUUGUAAAAGACCAGUGUGCUCCCAGUGUUGUAAAAAGAUGCGACUACCCUCCAAACCAUACAGCAAUCUUCCAAUCUUUUCAUUGGGACCUUCAGCUUCGCCAAAAGAGGGGAAAGUAUUGAAAUCUGAGAGGCUCUCAGGCAGCCGCCGUCGUCAUGAUGGUCAACACAAGAGUCUAGUCAGAUUUCCGUCAGUGUCCAAACCUUCAGAGAAACCAACCGAUAGCCUAGAGUUUCCCAAAGAGCUGAUGGAGGACUGGAGCACGAUGGAAGUUUGUGUUGACUGUAAGAAAUUCAUUUCUGAAAUCAUAAGUUCCAGUCGGCGGAGUCUGGUCCUGGCAAACAAGCGGGCCAGGUUAAAACGGAAAACUCAGUCCUUUUAUAUGUCCUCGGAAAGUGCAUCAGAAUUUCGGCUAGCAGCACCCAAGGAACGAACUAUCAAAGAGGUUUAGACUUGUGCCUUUUUAUUUUCUUCCUGAAGCUGCUUCUUUCUUUGAAGAGGCAUUUCAGAACAAAAUAACUGGAAAUUGAUCCACAAACACACAGGAACAUGGACUGACUAUGCUAAAAUUCACAAUUAUCUAGCUUUCACGUAUUAAUAAAAGUCAGGGUUCAUUUGUAUGGUCAUAUCUUUGUCUUAUCAAACAUGGAAUAAUGUAACAAAAUAUAAAUUGCUGGAAAAGCUCAGCAAAUCUGGCAGCAGCUGGGAGAGAAAUCAGAGUUAGUUUGUCGGGUCAAAUGAAUUAAUUCAUUAAUUCUGAUUUCUCUGUGAGUGACCCUUCACUCGAGCCGAAUCGUUAAUUCUCUGCUUUCUCCUCACAGAUGCUGUCAGACCUGCUGAGCGUUUCUAGCAAUUUCUGUUCUUGUUUCUGAUUUACAGCAGCUGGAGUUCUUUCAGUUUUUAUGAAAUAGCGUAAGUUACCUGUAUAUAAUUGUAAUAUAUUUUAUUAACAGGAGGGUUUGGACCCCACUGACAUUGGGAAUGGACAUUUAAAUCCACUUGCAGCAGGUGAAAAAUUGAUAACUUGUAUAAUAUUUAAUCUGUGCAGUAUAUAUACAUUGAAUAUGCUACAGAAGAUCUUAGUUUAAACUUGAACAUCUUCUAAGGUAAUGAUCUUAUUUGAUGGAGUCAUUUUUUUUAACUUAAACUUUGUGUCAAUGGUUUAUAGGUGAGGGAGAAAGCUGUUAAGGGCAACGUGAGCUCACUUUUUUAUCAUUUAAAAACAGAGGCGCAUUUAUUUUUAAACUGGAUGAUGAUGGAUAUACGACACGGACCCCUCUCUGUUUUCAGCAACAGAAAAUUGUCAGUAUUUGUCAAAACUGACAUCAGACCUGUAUUGAACACUUCUUUGCCAGCUUACAUAGGACAGUUUUUGCACUUAUGUGAAGUACUCGAUUCAUGCUCUCUUUCGAAACUUCUCCAUGGCAGUAGAUCUUAAGAUCACGAGAAGCAGAGAUAGGAGUAGGCCAUUCAGCCCAUUGAGCCUGCUUUGCCAUUUAAUAAGACCAUGCGAUCUGAUUGUGAUCUUACCUUUUCCUGAAGUAGCUUUUUGACCAGUCACCCACUGAGCUGAUCAACCCAGCUUAUUGCAAUAAAUUCAUUGCUAAUCCAACAUGUUGCCUUUCAGUCUUGGCUUACUGGUAAUUAGCCUGAAUACCUAAGGAAUGAAUUGCCAUAGUUUCCCCUUCUUUUACUCCACUCCACAGUACUGCAAUAUAUAGUUUCAAUGUUAUUACUGUAGAGCUGAUGUGAACAAGACAUGCCAUUUGGUUCAGGUACUACUGAGUUUCCCUGUAUGUUCAAUGUAAAUGCAAUGACUGUUCAUGCAUCAAUUAAAAAUUUAAUCUUUAUAAUGAA